Molecule: messenger RNA, 204 nt
Organism: Parnassius apollo (apollo)
Lineage: Eukaryota; Metazoa; Arthropoda; Insecta; Lepidoptera; Papilionidae
Source: the annotation of a GenBank genome assembly
AUGGCGCGCUGGUGCGUGGUGGGGCUGCAGGGCGCGCUGCUGACGCGCCUGCUGCGCCCCGUCUACCUGCACGCGCUGGUGCUGGGCUCGCUGCUGCAUCCCCAACAUCUCUACAGAGCAAUAGGCGGCCUACUACUACUACUACAUCUCAUCUCUUCCCCCCUCGUUCCGGCUGCAAAGACCGAUGCUGGCGCGCGCUUCUAG